UCAACUGACGAAGUUGUUCGCACAAGGUCGAAUGAUCGGAAGUUGCGGGACGCGUCAACGUUUUGAUCCGCCGAAGGCCAUGCAACGGAUAACGAUUUCGUCAUUUCUGCACAGUCUGCUUUUCUUGAUGUUACGACGAUGUUUGCAGUUCACAGUUUCGAAAUUACGUCAUGUGUCUCAACCAUUCGCCACCUUCGUGAAAUCUCGAUCUGGCGCUCUCUAGGAUGUUGUCUACAAAGCGGCGGCCGCGUCAACUUCGUGGCACCCAUCGCGGGCAUCGGCGCGCGCAAAUGGCUUCCGUUUCCAGAAGAAAGCCUAGCAGAGACGCCUCAGGAAUUCAUGAAGCCAGAUCUGUCUGUUCUUGAUGUGAACGUGACAGGAGUGCUGUAUACAGUGGCUCUUGCUGUGCAGCAUUUCCGGCGACAGACACGCAAGGAGGACUGGCUGUUGGGUCGAAUCGGACUCGUCGCAAGCGUAUGAGGUCUGUACUGGGUACCUAGCCCCCCAGUAUACACUGCGGCAAAGCAUGCGCUGGUUGGAUUGACGCGCAGCUAUGGCAAGCUCUUGGUGAAC
This is a messenger RNA of Didymella exigua CBS 183.55, 573 nucleotides long. RefSeq lists its product as uncharacterized. Bases 139 to 480 code for a protein of 113 amino acids. The transcript is spliced from 4 exons. NCBI's taxonomy places the organism in Eukaryota, Fungi, Ascomycota, Dothideomycetes, Pleosporales, Didymellaceae. The record is from RefSeq and is a predicted model, not a curated record.